Molecule: messenger RNA, 417 nt
Organism: Fusarium poae
Lineage: Eukaryota; Fungi; Ascomycota; Sordariomycetes; Hypocreales; Nectriaceae
Exons: 1
Coding region: 1-417 (138 amino acids)
Source: RefSeq, a predicted model, not a curated record
AUGCGAUUUUACGCCGCUUCCAGCACCGCCGAGACCAUCGGCGAGCGAUAUCACGAUAUCCUCAGUUCUCCUACGCUCGCAGGGCUCCGGCACAUUCGCAACAUCGUUCAUGAAGCUGUGGUGCUUGAGGAUGUUAUCAAAAAGUACGUGGAUGAUCGAAGAACUCGCAUCGAAAAGCGGUAUCACGAGAGAAAGCGAGGCCGCCGCGCAAAGACCGUCUCUGACCUUAUUCCUACAGUAUCGCUGCAAGAUCUGCGAGAUCAACAAGAGGAGGCUAUCGCCGACGAUAAGAAGAAGCAACAUAAGCAGGGUAUACGAUUCACACGAUCUGUCAUCAUCAAGGAGAUGAACCGCCUCAAGGAUGAGUGGCGAGAGAAUAAAGAAGUUAUCGUUAACGGCAUACCAAAGAGGCUGUAG